Rhizophagus irregularis DAOM 181602=DAOM 197198 is the source of this 753-nucleotide messenger RNA. RefSeq lists its product as uncharacterized. NCBI's taxonomy places the organism in Eukaryota, Fungi, Glomeromycota, Glomeromycetes, Glomerales, Glomeraceae. The record is from RefSeq and is a predicted model, not a curated record. Gene Ontology annotation, cellular component: transcription factor TFIIF complex. Gene Ontology annotation, biological process: transcription initiation at RNA polymerase II promoter; transcription by RNA polymerase II.
UUGUCAAUGGAAAUAGAUUAUGAAAAUGUAGGUAAUGAUAUUGAUCUGGAAGAUCUCGAAAAUGAAGCUUGGCUUAUUAAACUGCCAGCUUACUUGUUUGAUAAAUGGGCAGAUGUUGCAGAUGAUGAUACUGAACUUGCUAGAGUUCAAUUUUUUGUUGAUUCUCGUGGAAUAGGUAGUCAACCACCAAAACAAUCGUAUAAACUUAUCCUUUCAGACAUUGAAAGACAUGAAAAUGAACCCAAAGAAUAUGAUCUUGAAGUUGUUGAUGAUAAUGUUGCUGAUACAUAUCUUUUUUACCAAUAUAAAGAUGAUGGAAGUGUAUCCAUGGCCGCUACAGCAAAAAAAAAUUUUAUAGUGAAACCAACAUUUGGAGUUGAUUACAGUAGAAAAGUUCGUCAAAGAACAUUACAAGCUGCAACAUCAACGAGAAGAAUUAAGAUAAUAGGAGAUAAUGAAAAUCAUGGUGCUUACGUACCUCCUGGUGCAUAUGCGGCUGCUAUUACGAAAUUUGGAAACCUUGUUCAAAAGAAACCAAAAGUAUCGAUCAAUCAAAAGACUACACGUAUGCCAAAGAAUGAACUUAUAGAUUUACUAUUUGGUGCUUUCGAAAAGUACACAUAUUGGACAUUACGUGGAUUAAAAGAUUAUGCGAAACAACCUGAGUCAUAUUUAAAAGAUGUGUUGAAUGAAAUUGCUAUACUAGAUAAACGUGGAUCAUAUAAUAAUUGCUAUCAUUUAAAACCUGAAUAU